AUGCUACUCUGCAGUUUUCUGUUGUUUGCCAGCAUUUCCAGACUUGGCGAAACGCUGAAAUGCGUUCAGUCGACGACUUAUGAGGACAAAAUGCUCGAGGCGCCAGUCGCCGUGGAAUGUCAAGGAAAAGUUUGCGUCAAGACCAUGCAGCUCUCUACACAACAAAGUAAGAUAGAAAGAAAUAUGUCGCAUUUGGAUCUUAAAUAAUACUUUGUGAAAUUGCAAGCUCGCAAUCACAAAUGGAUCCUACUCGUGUCGAACUUAAUGCUUAGAAUACUCAACGCUAAAAAUGAUUAUUUGACGGUUAGAAUUCAAAAAGAACAGCUGUAAAAAUUUUUUUCGAGCUGGUGAUAAGAAAAUAAACUUGAAUUUAAAAAAAAUUGCGAAACGUGCCGUCAGCCUAUUCCUUAUGUCAACUCAUCUCGUUAUUUCACCCACUACGCCAAGAACAAGUGGAUUUUUGAUUCUUGGUCUCUACUUGAAUAAAAAUAACUGAAAUUCACUAUGUUUUCUUUGUUUCGUCUUUCUACUUUAUUGAAACUUUUCCUUUUCAAUGCUAAUUAAGCUAAAUCUCUGAUGGUUUUUAGAUAUUAAGAUAUUCCAGAAAAGAGUUGUUUAAAGCAUAAAUUGAGAGCUUGAAGAGAAAGGAGACUAUAAAUAUGAAGAAAUUCGAGAAAAAUGAUAACUGUUUUUUUUUCAAACUCGGAAUGCAUUUCAUUUUUAAUUCUUCGGAGAAUUCGGAAUCAUAAAAAUAUUAGUAUCCUUAUCGUUCCAAAUUGUAAUAAUUCUCCAACUGUGAACAUCUGGGUGGCGACUUUAUUCGUGCUCGAAACUGAAAAACGCAAUUUCGAGAAAAAAAAAGUGAAACUUGUUUCAGACAACACAAAACUGUUGGCAAUCCACCGAGAAUGCUAUGAACACGACCGAUUUGGAGAGGAGGGCUGUACAGAUACAUAUAACGGCACUAAGACAAGAAGGACGGGACCUCGACUCAUCACGUGUUUCUGCAGUGAGGACUGGUGCAACUUCUGA
Caenorhabditis auriculariae is the source of this 1032-nucleotide messenger RNA. NCBI's taxonomy places the organism in Eukaryota, Metazoa, Nematoda, Chromadorea, Rhabditida, Rhabditidae. The record is from the annotation of a GenBank genome assembly.